AUGAGUUAUAAUAAUAUUACGUUGGGUAAUGUCAAUGCCAAUAAUGUUGGUACCUUAGCGAUAAUUGUAAAUUCGACACUUCCAAUAACAUACCCAGAUACCUUUUUCAAUGAAGUGUUGACCUCUGAUAGGGGUACAUUUUAUAGUAAGAUAGCAUAUUUCAAUGAGAUACCAGUAGGAUCAAUUAAAGCUAAAUUGAUUCAAAAUUCUAAAAGUCGUAUUUCAUCCACAGGAAUAUAUAUAGAAUUUAUCACUGUACUUGAACAUUAUCAAAAUAAAGGUAUAGGCAAAAUUUUAUUACAGUAUAUUGAAGAUGAGUGUAAAAGAUCUUAUCAGCAUAGCAUAUACAUCCAUGUAGCUGUUGAUAACACUAACGCUAUUACUUGGUAUGAAAAGAAUGAUUUUAAGAGAGAGGGUGAUAUAUUAAAAGGUUAUUAUAAAGAUACAACAGGUUCACCAGAUGCAUAUAUAUUAAAGAAAAAUGUAUGA
This is a messenger RNA of Vanderwaltozyma polyspora DSM 70294, 489 nucleotides long. It is a transcript of the gene NAT5, whose product is annotated as peptide alpha-N-acetyltransferase subunit NAT5. The transcript has a single exon. Gene Ontology annotation, cellular component: NatA complex. The record is from RefSeq and is a predicted model, not a curated record. The coding region runs from base 1 to 489 and encodes 162 amino acids. Gene Ontology annotation, biological process: mitotic sister chromatid cohesion. Lineage: Eukaryota; Fungi; Ascomycota; Saccharomycetes; Saccharomycetales; Saccharomycetaceae. Gene Ontology annotation, molecular function: acyltransferase activity, transferring groups other than amino-acyl groups.